CUCAAGCUGAUCAGUGUGCCGAAUGGACUAACCAGCUUCAGGACUUCAAACUUGCAGGCAGAAGCCGAAGUUAAAGGGAAUACUCUUGGCUGUCAAACACAGGAGGUCGUUGGAGCCAAGAGGAAUCACCUGGCUGGCGGGGGCCCAACACCUCUUCCCAGAGACAGCAGAAGGACCUAUCAGGAUAUAUCAGCCCAGCUCUCACAGCUUGUUAACUUGCCAUGGAGCCAAGAAGCCUUGCGUGAUACCACAGGGUUGUCUUUAAGGCAAACAGCUAAGGAGUUUGGCAGGACCCUUUGUGUGCUUUUGGAAUACUGCCCUGGAGUUUGUGCUAUUUGUCCUCUAAAAGGGAUUUAUGCUGUCUGGGAGGAGAUUUUAUCUGCGAUUUCAUUGCUGACAUGCUUUGCCCCAACACCUUUCAAUUCAACGCAUAUGACCUCCAUUCAUGGUGUGCGUCACAACAAAGCUAAGACCUGGGAAAACUGUCAUCUGUCAAGGAAUAACUUUGACGCAGGCCAAAUAUGGCCAGAGACGUAAGUCCUCUGAGCCUCAUGCCUUCGUCUGCAAGGCAUCAGCAAUGGGUUGGAGCCUCUCUGGGCUUCGUCCCCCCCUUUGUUCCCCUACGUUCUCUAAUUUUUUACUACUUCCUGUCAUGUGCAGCAGCAGCAGGCAGUUUGCCCGGCAUAGAACAUGACUAUGGAAUUAGCCCCAAAUUUGUUUGCACUCCAAUUCCCCCAGAAGCUGACCCCAGUUGUUAUUCUCCACCCAGUGUGCCCCAUGGACCAAGCACUAAUGGCCACACUAACGGCCACAAUGGCAGUAAUCGGCGAGCAAUGAUGUCCGACGAGGCCAAAGCCACAAUCUUGCACCUGCGUGAGAGCCUUGUGAGGCAAAAGGAGACCAUCCUGGACCAGCGGGAGACCAUCAGAGAGCUGACCGCCAAGCUCACCUUGUGCGAGGGCUUCGGUGGUCACCAUAGUGUUGGUCACCAUGACAACCACCAUGAAAAUCAUCACGACAACCAUCACGAUACCCAUCAUGAUAACAACCAUGAUGAUCACCACGGGCAGCACAGCAGCCACCAUACACCAUCACACCACGGGCCUUCGACGUAUCACAGCAACGAUCACCACUACUCCCACGGCAGCCACAGGUCGGAUCCCCACCACAGGAAGGGCUCGUCAUAUGGAAAACACAGCUCCUUCUCCCCUGAACAGACAGGCAAAACACUGCAGACACUGAAGGAGAGGCUGGAGAACUUGCAGCAGGCCAGGAAUUCCUCCAGCUCCUACUCCAGCUCCCUGAGGGAACUCCUCCAGCGGAAGAUCACCGCUCUGGAGGAACAGCUGCACAGCUACUACAGAGAUCACCAUGACUACGGUCACCAUAACGACCACCAUGAUGAUCACCAUGACGAUCACCAUGACGACCACCACGACGACCACACCAAUGACCACCGUGGUACCGGUCACCGUGACGACCACCACGAUGAUCACCGUGGUACCGGUCACCGUGACGACCACCACGAUGACCACCGUGGUACCGGUCACCGUGACGACCACCACGAUGACCACCGUGGUACCGGUCACCGUGACGACCACCACGACAGCCAUCGUAACAACCACCACGGUAGCCACAGGUACAACCUUCGCAAUGGUCACCACAAUCGCCAUCACGACUACCACUAUGACUCGUACCACAGCCGGCAUCAUGGUAACUAUGGCAACCAUCGCAGCAUCCACCAUGAUGACCACCAUGAUGACCAUCAUGAUGAUCACCACGAUGACCAGCAUGAUGACCUACAUGGUCGUCACGAUGAUCACAGUGGCGGCGAUCACCACGGUGAUCACUACGACUAUCACCACGGACCAGGACACUACGAUGACCAUCACGAUGAUCAUCAUGAUAAUCACCAUGGCAACGACCACCAUGACGACCACCACGGUAACGAUCAUCCACCACAGCGGCUGCCUUUCAGCAGCAAAGAGACAAGUCUGCGGGGCACAGGGCACAACAAGCUGGAAACAGUGCUCAGUCAAAUUCACCACGGCAACAGUGACCACGGAAACCAGAAGCUAAAGCUGAAGAGUCCCAACGCAUUCCUGCUCGACUUCCCGAUGAGAACCAACUACAUGUACGCCCGGAUGAAGCGGUCAGUGGUCAAUGAGAUCUUUGCCCUGACAAUCUGCCUGUGGCUGAAGGCAGGAGCAGGUCCUGGCCUCGGUACUCCCUUCUCCUACGCCAUACCUGGACAAGCCAAUGAGCUGGUGCUUAUUGAAUGGGGCAGCAACCCCAUGGAGCUGCUGAUCAACGACAAGGCGGUGACAUUACCCAUAACCAUGACAGAUGGGAAGUGGCAUCACGUGUGCGUGACGUGGUCGACUCGAGAUGGUAUAUGGGAGGCCUACCAGGACGGGGUGAAGAAAGGCUCAGGGCAAAACCUGUCAUCCUGGCAACCCAUCAAACCAGGAGGGACCUUCAUCCUGGGCCAGGAGCAGGACACGAUGGGAGGCCGCUUCGAUGUCACUCAGUCCUUCAUGGGAGAGUUGUCUGAUCUCCAGUUCUGGUCCAGAGUCCUGACUCCCACUGAGAUCUACAGCCAGGCCACCUGCGGAGGCCACCUCAUUGGUGAUGUCAUGUCCUGGUCGGAGGAGUCAGUGGAGCUCCACGGAGGGCUCACUGAGUUCCCAUUUGAGCCCUGCCACUAAGGACUGACGUCAUAAGCCCCUCACCCAGAGCUGUAUCAUCAUCACCCCCACAUUUCUGAUUGCAUAGCCAUGUCAAGAAUAGCUGGAGAGUGGGAAAAUGUUAUUUUGUCAUGGAUCAAAGUUGGGGAAAUGAUUUAUUUCAUUGCCUGCUCUGGUUUUUCAUCAUAUCGGUCUGCAGAAGUUUAAUAACACAAGCUCAGCCAUGGGCAACAGACGGAGCAAGGAGUUUCUUUUGCUUUUGCUAUGUAUUUUUGCCAUUCCUGUUCGAUCUUUUUGCCUUCUCCACCUACACCCUCACUUCUUCGCUCUGGCGCUCUUAGCAGGACGGCUUUCAAGUCUCUAAAGAGCGCAGGGCUUUGGAUUUACCGGCUGUGUGGUCAUGACUACGGCUGCUCUGAGAGAUCUUACACACAUAAUAGGAUUUCAAUCCAUCGGAACAGGUUCAGAGGUUGCUUGUUGCCAUUAGCUUGCCUGCACUAGGUUGUAUUGUUUGGUAUGUGAGCAAAUAAACAUUACAGGAGGUGAAAGAGUGGCUGAAAGGCACAGGAUCGCUUACAAAUAAAGCCACAUGGAGACCUGAACCGUGAUGAUUUAUAAAUGUUGCUAAAGUACUGAAAAUCGAAUAUCUGCUAGUGGUUUUGUGGAGACAAAGGAGUAAUCCUGCCGCAAGACAUUUUUUAAAAUGCAGAGAGAUAUUUUGGCAGACUGUUUUAUACUAGUAUUUCAUAUUGAAAAAUCUACAACAGGCUUUUUUGUAGAAAGAAAACAAAAAAAGUGUAAUCCACGUGUUCUCCAUAACUCUGAAGUGUGAUGUUUUAAAUUUAAAUUUUUGUAUGUGGAUUCAUUUCUCUGUUCAAAAGUCAAACGGUUGCUCAGUGUCAGACAUGACAUGUCACGGCCACGAACCACCUGACUGCAUCAGUACAGUGUUAAAGGUCUAUCAGCAUGUCACAGCGGUAAUGCUGAUGUCUCCUCAGCAAACCGGUGGCUUACAGCAGGAUUUACCUGUGGACAACUGAUCUGAUCCUGCCUAUUUCUGACCAGCUCAAACCACAUGGCAGAGUCAGACACACAGACACACACACAUACACACGCACACACACACACACACACACACACACACACACACACACACACACACACACACUUGCACAUGCUCAGUUGGAUAUAAAGAAAUGAAAAGAGACAUUGUUGAUCCCAUGCUGUUUGUAGAUGCACCUUCAUGUUUUUAUAACAAAAGAGGUUUUUGUACAUGUGAAUUAUAUCAGAUCAGUCUGUUUUAAUUAUUAAGAACAUUUAUUAUGGCAUUUCUCAUAUUGUAAAUAACUGAAUAAGUACAUAGCACUUUCUCAACCACUCUUAACCCUGCAUUUGUUUGUAAAGCACAUAUUUUGGAGGAAACUGUUUAAUAUGUGUUUAUUUUAACCCUGUGUAAUCUGAGUUAAACUCAGAUUACAUCCUGCGUUGAACUUUCUUUAUUGAUAGGAAAGAGGGGUAUCUGUUGUUGCCAUGGUGAUAGAAUCUCUCAGCAUCAGGACCACAUCAUCCCGACAGUGUCGCACUACGGCUGUAAAUAUCUGCAGAAUGUUUCUUCGACUGUAAUGCCAAGACAAGCAGCACUUUGAAACCAUGCUCCCGUUCUCUCUUAUGAUAGUGGGCCAAAUGCAUGUGACAUGUCUUUCAUAUGUUUCUCCUGUCUUUGUUACAUAGACUUCAGUUCAUACACCUCCUCCUACUACCGAAUUGUGUAGUUUGUAAGCUGAAUGUUGAUGUAAAACAUAUAAAAAUAUGAUAUACAACUUUAUGCAUAAAGACUUGCUUAUUCUCGCCUUUGGUGUACAUUUUAAUGUUUAUUAGGUUUUUUGUUAUGUUUAUCCUCAUCCUUGUGUCUUUGGCUGUAAAUAUUUAAAGUAUUACAUUGUGUUCAGUCUACAGUCCCUCCCUCAUGUGUAAGCCAAAACUAUAAGCUGAAUUGUAAAACUUGAAAGAAGAAGAAAAUGGACUGUAAACGCUGUCAAAUAUUUGUAAAUAUGUCAGGAUUUUGAAUA
Molecule: messenger RNA, 4756 nt
Organism: Dicentrarchus labrax (European seabass)
Lineage: Eukaryota; Metazoa; Chordata; Actinopteri; Moronidae
Product: neuronal pentraxin-1-like
Exons: 6
Coding region: 522-2708 (728 amino acids)
Source: RefSeq, a predicted model, not a curated record